Harpia harpyja (harpy eagle) is the source of this 5872-nucleotide messenger RNA. It is a transcript of the gene NFIC, whose product is annotated as nuclear factor I C. Gene Ontology annotation, cellular component: nucleus. The transcript has 11 exons. Lineage: Eukaryota; Metazoa; Chordata; Aves; Accipitriformes; Accipitridae. Gene Ontology annotation, biological process: regulation of transcription by RNA polymerase II. The record is from RefSeq and is a predicted model, not a curated record. Gene Ontology annotation, molecular function: DNA-binding transcription factor activity, RNA polymerase II-specific; RNA polymerase II cis-regulatory region sequence-specific DNA binding. The coding region runs from base 469 to 2004 and encodes 511 amino acids.
UCUUUCCUCCCUCUCUCCGCUGCCCGUGUCUCGGAUGGAGCCGCUUCCCCUCUAACUUCCCUGCUGCCCGCCGCCCCUGCCUGCAGGCUGGGUGCGGACCCCCCCGACCACCCCCCCCCGGACGAAGAUGAGCCUUUUGCCUCUUUAAAACGCCCCCCCCAACCUCUAAACAAACAACAACAACAACAAAAAAAAGCGCUUUAUUUUCCGGGGGGGGAAAUUUUGCUUUUUAUUUUUAAUUUUUUGGGGGGGGGUGGAAGUUGGACCCUUUUUAUUUCCUCCUCGGCCCCCCCCUCCCGCGGGGCCGCCCCCCUCUGCCCGGCCGCCCCCCCCCGGGCCCCGCAGAGCCGCUCCGGAGGAGAGAGAGAGAAAAAACGCCCGGACUGCUCCAGCCUCCGAAAUGACUCAGUAACUUUUACGCCUCGAGUCUCAGCCCUGCAAUUAGCCACUUUCCCAGCGCGGCUCGGGAUGUAUUCGUCUCCUCUCUGCCUGACCCAGGAUGAGUUCCACCCCUUCAUCGAGGCGCUGCUCCCCCACGUCCGGGCCUUCGCCUACACCUGGUUCAACCUGCAGGCCCGCAAGCGCAAGUACUUCAAGAAGCACGAGAAGAGGAUGACAAAGGACGAGGAGAGGGCGGUGAAGGAUGAGCUGCUGAGCGAGAAGCCGGAGGUGAAGCAGAAAUGGGCCUCGCGCCUCCUGGCCAAGCUGCGCAAGGACAUCCGGCCCGAGUGCCGGGAGGACUUCGUGCUCUCCAUCACGGGCAAGAAGCCCUCGUGCUGCGUCCUCUCCAACCCCGACCAGAAGGGGAAGAUGCGCCGCAUCGACUGCCUGCGGCAGGCGGACAAGGUCUGGCGGCUGGACCUGGUCAUGGUCAUCCUCUUCAAAGGGAUCCCGCUGGAGAGCACCGACGGCGAGCGCCUGGUCAAGUCGGGCCAGUGCACCAACCCCAUCCUCUGCGUCCAGCCCCACCACAUCAGCGUCUCCGUCAAGGAGCUCGACCUCUACCUGGCCUACUUUGUCCGCGAGAGAGAUGCAGAGCAGAGCAGCAGCCCCCGGACGGGCAUCGGCUCGGACCAGGAGGACAGCAAACCCAUCACGCUGGAUUCGACAGACUUCCAGGAAAGCUUCGUCACCUCGGGGGUGUUCAGUGUCACCGAGCUCAUCCAGGUGUCCCGAACGCCGGUGGUGACAGGCACGGGGCCAAACUUCUCCCUGGGGGAGCUGCAGGGCCACCUGGCCUACGACCUGAACCCCUCCAGCACUGGCAUGAGGAGGACACUGCCCAGCACCUCCUCCAGCGGGAGCAAACGGCACAAGUCGGGGUCCAUGGAGGACGACAUCGACACCAGCCCGGGGGGCGAGUACUACACCUCCUCCAACUCCCCCACCAGCAGCAGCCGCAACUGGACAGAAGACAUGGAAGGGGGCAUCUCCCCCACCGUGAAGAAGACGGAGAUGGACAAGUCCCCCUUCAACAGCCCAUCGCCCCAGGACUCCUCGCCCCGGCUGAGCAGCUUCACACAGCACCACCGUCCCGUCAUCGCGGUGCACAGCGGUAUCGCUCGAAGCCCGCACCCGUCGUCUGCGCUGCAUUUCCCCACCACCUCCAUCCUCCCCCAGACGGCCUCCACCUACUUCCCGCACACGGCCAUUCGGUACCCGCCUCAUCUCAACCCGCAGGACCCGCUGAAAGAUCUCGUCUCGCUGGCCUGCGACCCGUCCAACCAGCAGCCCGGACCGUUAAAUGGAAGUGGUCAAGUGAAAGUGCCCAGCCACUACCUGCCCACGCAGAUGCUGGCGCCGCCACCUCCCCCCGGCAUGCCCCGCUUGGCCGUCUCUCCUGACACCAAAUCCACCACGACAACUACCGAGGGAGGGACGACCUCACCGACAUCACCCACCUACUCUGCACCAGGCACGCCCCCUGCGAACCGUUCCUUCGUGGGAUUAGGACCAAGGGAUCCUGGGAGUAUCUAUCAGGCACAGUCCUGGUACCUGGGAUAACCGCCGCCGUGCCGCCCCUUCGCCUCCCUUCUCCUCUGCUUUAGGCAAGGAACAUCCCCGUCCCCGAGCACCAGGCCCAGCCUUGCGGUGACGACGGAGAGCGCGGACUCACGACGACGAUGACGACGACGACAAGCAAAACCCACACCCGAAGGAAAGAGCGAGGGAAAGGAAGAAGGAAAAGGGUCAAACUUUUUUAAAAAGGAAAAAAAAUACAAACAAAACAACAACCCAUCCCAGGAGGACCUUCCCCCCCACCCCAGCAAUGCACCAGAAAACAAAGAAACAGAAAAAAAGAAAGAAAAACACUAUUAUUUGCCCCGUCGGCCGGCGCCGCGCCGAGACCUGACACAACUCGUGCCAGUGAUGCCUCCCGGAGCGGCAGCGGGGCUGCGGCGCCAGAGCCCUGCUGGCCACUUGCCGGAGGGUCGGAUAUGCAAACGGCUCUUGACUCUCUCAUUCUUGCCUCUAUGUGAGUAGAAAAGAUCAAACCCCCCACCCCCCCCACCCCCCCCCCGGCCCCACACAGACUCUCGGGGGGGCCCCGGGGCCGGGGUGGGGCACGGCAGGGUGGGGGGACAACACCUCCUGCCGCCGGUUCCCAACGGACGCGGCCACGCUUGCCGUUGGGACGAUGUGAUGCUCCGUGCCGUGAAAGCGCCUCGGGGAUGGGCGACACCGUGCUGUGGUGACACGGUGACGUGGUGAUGCGGUGACACGGUGAUGCGGUGACGCAGUGGCGUGGUGGCACAGUGACACGGUGGCAUGAUGGCCAGGUGGCACGGUGGCCAGCUUGGCUUGGCACGAGCGGGUGUCACAGGAGGAGGGGGCUUUGGGCCACGGAGAGUGCAUGGGCACAGCUGGAGACGGUCACAGUGGCGGUGGCACCCCAAUUCCCUCGGGGACAUGGCGUGGGCACGCUCCCACCACGGUCCCGGUGGGACCCGGGCUGCCACCGUCGAGCCGGGGCAUCGGUCGCCGUCUCUCUGCAAUGCCUUCCUUGCCUGCCGGCGUCCACCAGCCCCGUCCCCACGUGUCCCCACGUGUGUCCCUGUGUCCCUGCGCCGGGGGUUCCGUGGGGCUGUGGUGGGGUGUGCGUCCGUGUGUCUGAGCUAUGCAUUCCUGUGGACAGGUUCCAGGUGGAUGGCGAGGAGAGGGUGCGCUCGUGUUGCACAUUUUGUAGGAAAUGCACUUUUAAGAGGGAAUCGUCAAAAAAAAAAAAGAAAAAGAAGAAGAAAAAAAAAUCACAAAAAAGGAGGAGGAGGAGGAGGAAGAGGAGGAGGAGGAGGAGGAGGAGACGAAGCCCCCGGCACUGGCUUGCCGGGAUGGCUGGUUUGGGGUUUUUGGGGUUUUUUUUUUUUUUUUUUAAUACAAAAGGAUGGAGAAAAGGAGCCCAAGCGAGGGCGAGGGCAGAGCCAGCCCCACGGAGCCCCCGGCCCCGCGUCAAGUGCCUGAACUGCGGCGGGGAGGGGUCCCGGGACCCCCGGCGGAGCCCCUGGCCGGGGACAGCGCUGGAGGAAGCGCCUGGCCGUCCCCGUCCCACACGAUGGCGGCGUGGCCGGGAAGGGGACGCGGGGACGUGGCAGUGCCUUAGAGCAGAGGGACCCACGCGGCGGCCGAGGCGAGGAGGAGGAGGAAGAUGACGAAGGCACCCAGCGUCUCCAGCGAGAUGGUGGCGGCCACGGAGGAGACCGGUCCCAGGCGUGUCCCCAAAGGGACCCCAGGGAGCCCACGCCCCAGGGGACACCCCACAGGUGAUGACGGAGAGAAGCCACCGUGGGAUGUCCGGGAGCAGGGGACGUCACCGAAGCCACCGCCACCACCGGCCUGGCCCCCUCCCCUGGCACCCAGAGCCGGCCCGUGGACCACCGGCAUCGCAUCCCCCAUCCCACCGGCCCCCCGCUCCACCCCGCUUCCCACCCCCGGGACAGCACAGCGAGGCCGGAUCCUGCCCGCCCGCAGCGUGGCACCGGGGAAAGGGCUGACGCAGGAAAUCCCGGGAGAGAAAAAGUAAUCAAAAAGGACAAGAAACGGAGAAAACCCACAAAAAAAAGGAAAAAAAAAAAAAAAAAAGCGCUUGGCGGAGAAGGAAACCUGUUUUUUUAAAAAGAUCUGAGAAAAGAAACACAUGAAAAAAAAGAAAAAGACAAAAAAAAAAAAAAAAAGACAAAUAAACUGCAUGGUGCUUUAACAGGAUCUGGUGACCUGGCUCAACCCAGCCGCGGAUGGCUGAUGCUGUGCAUGGCAGACUGUAUUAACCGGCUCUACCUUCCCCCUUCAGCAAAAGAGAAAAAAAAAAGAGGAAAAAAAAAAAAAAAAUUCUGUAUAAAAGAAAAAAAAAGCCGUAAAAAAAAAAAACACACAAGAAAAAAAAAAAUCCAUGUUUUCCUAAUUUGCACGAAAUUUUAUACCACAUGAUGUGCCUUGCCUUCGAAGACUAAGUAUUACCGGACCCGAUAUCAGUGCGAGGGAGUCGCUGCAUGCCCGGGGCUCCCGGGGGGCCGGGGGGGCUGGGGGCGGCUGCCCCCCCCUCGCCUCCUGCAUGGCUUCUUCUCGGCCGGAAAAGUCCCUUUUCUCUCUAUUAUUAUUCUUUUUUAACCAAUUUUCCCCCUCGGAAACGUCUUCCAGUUGGUAAUACCGAUGCAUCCUCUGCGCCAACACACCGGAAUAUGCAAUAGCCGCUCGGCUGCGCCGGCGAGGGGGGGUCCGGCCGGGGGGGGGGGUCCGGUGGGGGGGUCCGGCCACCCCUUUUGCUUUGCCUCUCUUUUUUUUUUUUUUUUCCCUUCCCUUUUGGGGGUUUUUAUUUUGUUUUUCUGCUUACAGCAACCAAAGGCAGCGAGGCGGGAGGCAGCAGGGACCCCCCCCCGGGUCAGAGCCCCCCCCCCCCCCCCCCCCGCCUUAAUGCUCGGGAGAACCCAGGCGUCCAGGCACGGCAGGAUGGACGAGGACGGGGAGGACCAGGGAUGGAGACCCCCAUGGCUGAGCCCUUACGGGGGGGCCACAGCAUCCCACCACCCCUCCCCGCCUUGUGGGGACCCCCCCCCCCUUUUUAAUUGGUUUUCAAUGGGGCGCAGGGCUGGGAGGGCUGAGCCCAGCUGCUCUCGUGACAGGAAUGGAACCGUGUGAAUGUAGCUGUGCCUCCCCCCCCCAGGGCUGGUGUUGGGGGGGGGGGUCACAGCCCCCCGACCCCCCAUCCCCAUCGGCUUCAUCUCCGGGGGUCUGGCUGGCAGAGCAGGGAAUAGGCAAAGUCCCAGCAGGAGUUCCCCUCUCUCACCGUCACUUUGCCUAUUCUCUGCUGCGCCGACUGCCGAGCAGGGUCCCGACACCCCCAAAAAAUCCAGAAUUUGCCUUAAAAACCCAAGCAUCCCGCCGGCCGGAGAGAGAGACACCCCCCCCCCAGCCCCCCUGAGGCUGAGGACUGACGCGGGUUGUGACACCGAUGGGCGGGUGGCACCGCGCGUCGCUGCUGCUUUGUAAUGAAGAAACGUCGUCGUCAACAUUUUUUUAAAUUUUUAAUUUUUUUUUCUUUCUUUUUUUUUUUUUUUUUGGUGUCCAAAAGUAUUAGCGGGGAAGGGGGGGGUGUCGUGUCCCGCCGGGGUCUCGCCCACCGGUGCGGUUUGCUGGGGGUCCCACAGGGCAGGGGAACAUCCUUGGGAGACUCUUCUUUAUGCAAGGUGCAGUAUUGAUUUCUGCAAGGACAAUGCAACGCGGGGAGCGGGAGGUUAGUGUCCAGUUGGGGGAAAAUAACUUAAAAAAAUAGAAUUUAAAAAAAAAAGAGAGAAAAUUGAAAAAAAAGAAAAAAAAAAACAAAAAAAGGGUUUUAAGGCUAGAAAAGGAUCAGCUCAAAGCAAAAAAAAAAAAAUAUAUA